Messenger RNA from Closterium sp. NIES-65, 1788 nucleotides. Lineage: Eukaryota; Viridiplantae; Streptophyta; Zygnematophyceae; Desmidiales; Closteriaceae. The record is from the annotation of a GenBank genome assembly.
AUGGAUCGGCCGUACCAGGGCGGCAGCGCGGCGGCAUCGUGCGUGGAGGAGGGCGGCAGGAAAGGCGAGACCUUGGACGACGCGGCCGCGGAGGAACUCGCGGCGAAGCUUCGUCUGAAGUUCCGGACGGGCGAGACUCGGAACUUGGCGUGGCGCGAGCAGCAGCUGCGCAACCUGGUGCGCAUGGCGGAGGAGCACGAGGAGGACAUCAUGACCGCGCUCAAGACCGAUCUGGGGCGCGGCCGCAUGGAAGCCCUCAUUGAGGUGCUGGGCGUAUGGAAGGCUGCGAGCCACAUGCUGAAGCACUUCAAGAAGUGGGUCAAACCGCAAAAGGUGGGCACGCCCCUGACGUUGAGGCCAGGCCACUCAGAGGUGGUGUACGAGCCGCUGGGUGUGGUGCUCAUCAUCGCGCCCUGGAACUUCCCCUUCCUGCUGUCUCUGGAGCCACUAGUGGGAGCCCUGGCAGCGGGCAACGCGGUGGUGCUCAAGCCCUCAGAGCACUCCCCCGCCUCCGCGCACCUGCUCUCUCGCCUCCUGCCCCUCUACCUCGACUCGCAGGCCGUGCAGGUGGUGGAGGGCGGGCCAGAGACAGGCAAGGCACUGCUGGGGCGGCGGUGGGAUAAGAUCUUUUUCACGGGCGGCACUGCGCUGGGGCGCAUUGUGAUGGAGGCGGCCAGUAAGCAUCUGACACCUGUCACUCUGGAGCUGGGCGGCAAGAAUCCACUGUUCAUCGACGAGUCUGCUGACCUGGAGAUCUCAGCGAAGCGGAUCGUAUCGGGCAAGUGCACGAACGCGGGGCAGGUGUGCCUCGUGCCCGACUAUAUCCUUGCCUCCAAGGACGUGGCUGCGAGACUGCUGCCCCAUCUCAAGGCGGCCAUCGAGCAGUUCUACGGCACCAACCCCGCUCUCUGCCCUGACCUCGCCCGCAUCAUCAACGCCUCUCAUGUGCUCCGCCUGCAGAAGCUGCUCCAGCACCCUGCUACAGCCUCCUGUGUCGUGCACGGGGGGCAGAGCGAUGUUGAGUCGAGGUACUUUGCACCAACACUGCUGCUCAACGUGCCCUGGGAUGCCCCCAUCAUGCAGUCCGAGGUCUUUGGACCCAUCCUGGCCAUCCAAACUGUGUCGGGAAUCGACGAGGCCAUUGACAUCAUCAACGCGCGCCCCAAGCCGCUGGUGGUGAUGGUGUUCUCGUCCCGGGAGGACACGAGGCAGCGCUUCCUCAAGGAGACCAGCUCGGGGGCUGUCGUGGCCAACGAGCUCAUCCUGCAGGUGUGCUCGGGGGCUGUCGUGGCCAACAAGCUCAUCCUGCAGGUGCGGUUGAGGGAGGGGAAGGGAAGGAGGAGGGAGGAGGACAGAGAGAGGAGGCCAGAGGGAGCUGUGCAGAGGGAGAGGCAGGGAGAGGCAAGAGAGUGGGGGUGUCACCCCCUUCUCAUGCUCACGACUGAAUCACCUCUCCUUCUCACGCCACCACCCAUCUCUACCUUCUUCCCUCCCCAAUCUCUCCCUUUGUCUGUCCCAUAUCUCUCCCUUCUUUCCACUCCGGGGCAGGCGGGCAACCUGGAGCUACCAUUCGGGGGAGUGGGCGACAGCGGCAUGGGGCGGUACAAGGGGCGCUGGUCCAUGGACUGCUUCAGCCACUGCAAGGCCGCCUACACCAAACCCCUCUCUAGGGACCUGGCGGCACGCUUCCCUCCCAGCACACGGCGCGGAGAGAUGAUUGUGAAGGCGGUGAUCAAAGGGGCGUACUGGACGCUGCUGCUGCUGCUGCUGGGGCUCAAGAAGCAUUAG